AUGGCAGCGGGUGCGGGUUGGAGCUGGGCGCUCCCCGGCUCCCAGAGCUCGGCUCCGACGGGCCCGGGGCUGGGGUGCUGGGCAGAGUCCUGGGGCGGGGCGGGGUGCCUGGUGGGAGCCCCACGUGGACUUGCUGCCCCGCUGCCCGCAGACCUGCUGGAGCUGCUGCUGCUGCAGAACGCGCAGGUGCACCAAGUGCUGCUCAGUCGCCUGGCCUCCGGGGCGCUGAGCGCGGAGCCCGUGGCUACCGGCCUGCAGGUCUACCUGGAGGGCCACCUGGAGGAGGACGAGGACCAGGAGGAGGAGGAGGAGCUGGGAGUCCAGGGGGACGGGCCGCUGGUGUUCCACCACCACUACCUGCCCUGUGCCCCAGCCCCCCUGGGCCCUCUGCUGCCCUGGCCUGUCCCUCUACUGCCUCUGCCCCACCUGCAGGCCACUCCCAGGAUGCAGCACCUAGCUCCUGCCCCAGGGAGAAGGGAGGUGAGAGCUGUGCCCCCACCCCCACCCCCCAGUGCCACAGGAACUGUGGGUGUGGAUGUGCCCCCGGCUUCAGAUUACUAUGAUGCCGAGAGCCUGCCGUGAGAAUGGACACAGCCCUGCACUCAGGCCAGCAGUGUGUGUGUGGUGGAGGGGGUGGGGGGUGGGGGACCACCCUGCUCUCUCUGCUGUGCCUGCAGUC
Echinops telfairi (small Madagascar hedgehog) is the source of this 679-nucleotide messenger RNA. RefSeq names its product proline rich 29 (gene PRR29). The transcript has 5 exons. Lineage: Eukaryota; Metazoa; Chordata; Mammalia; Afrosoricida; Tenrecidae. The record is from RefSeq and is a predicted model, not a curated record. The coding region runs from base 1 to 582 and encodes 193 amino acids.